Penaeus vannamei (Pacific white shrimp) is the source of this 1368-nucleotide messenger RNA. The record is from RefSeq and is a predicted model, not a curated record. Lineage: Eukaryota; Metazoa; Arthropoda; Malacostraca; Decapoda; Penaeidae.
AAUCUCUCCACCGAACACAAACAUCAGUAGGCAGUGUCGCACGUGGACGCAUGGAGAAUGCAAGCAGUCAUCACAGGAAGGAAAGACCAAAGAUCUCCUAGUGACGGCAAGCAGGACAAGGAAGAUAGUACUAGAGGAAGGAAAGAUUUUCGCGAAGAAAGGAUGAAGGCUCAAGAGAAAGGAUUCGAGUUCCAAGAGAACAGGGUGGAGCUAAACGGAAAAGGGGUGGAGCUAAACGGAAAAGGGGUGGAGCUAAACGGAAAAGGGGUGGAGCUAAACGGAAAAGGGGUGGAGCUAAACGGAAAGGGGGUGGAGCUAAACGAAAAAGGGGUGGAGCUAAACGAAAAAGGGGUGGAGCCAAACGGAAAAGGGGUGGAGCUAAGAGAAAAUGGGGUGGAAUCCAAAGAAAAAGAGGCUGAGAUACUAGAGACAGAGGUGGAGUCAACUGCGAAGGAGAAAGAGCUGAAUCCACUCGAAGAAAGGAUGGAUCCCUGUGAGAAAGAGGGAAAAUCCCAAGAAGAAGGGAGCGAGCCCAAAGAGAAAGGGACAAAACUUCUUGCAAAAGGCGUGGCGUCUCAGAAGAAUGGGGAAGAAUCACGAAGGACGGACCAACCUAGAAACGGGGAGGAGGAGUCAUCGGAGAACAGAAUGCAAGUACCCGGAACUGAGGCAGCAUCACUAAACAGGGAAACCAAAAGGAAGGAAGAGAACCUGGCGUCAAAGGGAGGUAAAGUGGAUCGCUAUUAUGUCCUAGGUCAGCAAAUGAACAUAGAAGAAGACCUCUGUCACGAGUUCAAAGGUCACCGCAGCAUCUCCAUCCACGACCUUCACAACCUGUGCCUGAACACCAAUGGGACGGCAGAGCGCAGCCGCAAUGCCGUUUCCAUAGCUAUGUGUGCUAUGCUGAACUCGAGUCACGGCGGCACGAUUUAUCUCGGAGUGGCAGACGACGGCAUGGUGAAAGGCAUGGGACUUACUAGGUACCAGCGCGACCACGUAGAGGCAUCUGUCAGGUGGACGCUGAGCAAGUACACCCCACCUGUAAACGAAUCUCGGUAUUGCGUCAGAUUCGUGCCAGUGGUUUCCUCCAAACACGCCCAGGGGUCUUUUAAGUUCCAGGAAGAAAAAGUGGACGAGGAAAGACGUGGUCGACCCCAUCACGUGCUUGCGCUCAGCCCAAUUACUGCUGGUGUGAUAUGGACGCCUCGGCUCUGCGGGCUCUUUUUCUACCACAAUGUUUUCUAUAACUACCGGGCAAGACUUCCAAACUACAUAUCCACACCGCAACAUGCAAUCUCGAUCUGCCACAUAGCACUCGAUCUCACAGACCACACUGUAUUCCAACCUACUGACUUUGAACUGAUGUGA